Saimiri boliviensis boliviensis (Bolivian squirrel monkey) is the source of this 1115-nucleotide messenger RNA. The record is from RefSeq and is a predicted model, not a curated record. Lineage: Eukaryota; Metazoa; Chordata; Mammalia; Primates; Cebidae.
UUCCGGAAGGGCCGGGAGGGGGCGUCGCGCGCUGACCGUCACAGGGCGCCGCCGGGGACGAUGGCGCUGCUCGCCUUGCUCCUCCUGGCCGUGGCCCUAGCGCGGGUGUGGACAGACAACAACCUGACUGCGAGACAAGCAGAUCCGGAGGACACGCCGCAGACGGACACAGGUGAGGAUAGAAUCUGGUGUCACGUUUGUGAGAGAGAAAACACUUUCACCUGUGAGAACCCAAGGAUGUGCAAAGUGGACGAGACAUACUGCGUUAUAGCGGCCGUGAAAAUAUUUCCACGUUUUUUCAUGAUUUCAAAGCAGUGCUCUGCUUCUUGUGCAGCGAUUGAGAGACCCAAGCCAGCGCAGAAGCCGUUUCUCCUGGAAGCGCCCAUGCCCUUCUUUUACCUCAAGUGUUGUAAACUUCGCUAUUGCAAUUUAUACGGGCCAUCGGUGAACCUAUCAGUGUUCAAAGACUAUGCUGACAGCUCCAGUGAGAGGAGCUGUGGCAGGCUGGGGCUGACCGCCCUCCUGCUGCUGGCCUCCGCCGCAGCUGGCCUCAGCCUGCCUUGACACAGGACUGUAUGAACUGAGCCUUCGGGAGCAUGGCCGCACUCCACACCGUUGUAACCUGCUGCAUUAAACUUGUUUUCUGUUGAUUACCUCUUGGUUUGACUUGCCAGGGGUCUUGGGAUGGGAGGGGAGGGAUCAGGUGCAGUUCGCUCUUUACCCUCAAGGGCUCUUCAGCUCACAUUCAGAGCAAGGUCUCCUGGUAGUGAUUCUGGCGACACGUUUUUCUCUUUGAAAUCAAACCUUGUAACUCACUGAUGGCUGAUGGCCACUCUUUUGCUGGACUCCGCUCUGCCCCUGGGGGCUUCAGUACUGGUGGGGAGGGAAGCCUGACCACUCACGAGAGCACGUGCUCAGAUGCUUCUGACCGUUCAGGUGAAGCAGGAACACUAGGGGAGUCUGAAUGACUGGGGUGAAGACAGCCCUGGAGUGAAGGACUCCUCAGCACGGGGGGUGGUGGGACACACAGAGGGAUGCCCCCAUUCCAGUGGUGGAGGCACCGGGGAUGGCUGCCUGUCCUCCGCCUUUCCCACCACAUCCCAGGAGGCAGAUCA